Molecule: messenger RNA, 654 nt
Organism: Peronospora farinosa
Lineage: Eukaryota; Oomycota; Peronosporomycetes; Peronosporales; Peronosporaceae
Source: the annotation of a GenBank genome assembly
AUGAGUGCCAGUAAACAGCUCCAAAGUCUCAUCCGUUCCAUUGAGACGGACUUGGGGAUUGAACCCAAUGCAUUCAUUCAUGAAACCAACCAGUCAAUCAAAAUCAAGGAUCGAAAAAAGAAAAUAACGAUUACCAAGUCAAUGAAUCAACCCGAGAUUACAAAACUUGAUAUUCGUGUGGGUCAAAUCACGAAAGUUUGGAAACAUGAAACAGCUGAGAAACUUUUUUGUGAAGAAAUUAAUGUCGGUGAAGAAAGACCUCGUGUUAUUGCUAGUGGACUAGUGGCUCAUUAUUCACUUGAAGAAAUGCAAAAUCGUCGCGUUCUUGUGUUGUGUAAUCUGAAACCACGUAAUCUCGUGGGGUUUCGUAGUCAUGGGAUGGUCCUGUGUGCAGUGGUUCAGUUGGAGAAUGAAAACGAGAAAGUGGUGUUGGUGACACCACCGGAAGGGGCUGUAAUUGGAGAACGGAUCACGUUUGAUGGGCUUCAAGGUGAACCCAUUUCACCGGCGCAGGUUGAGAAGAAAAAGGUGCUUUUGGUUUUGGGAGAAGAGAUGAAGACGGAUGACAAGGGCAUUGCCAAGUGGAAAGAACAUGAGUUUCAAACGUCAAAAGGUCCUUGUACGGCCUCUGUGACCAAUGGGGUCAUUCGAUAA